This is a messenger RNA of Prorocentrum cordatum, 522 nucleotides long. The record is from the annotation of a GenBank genome assembly. NCBI's taxonomy places the organism in Eukaryota, Dinophyceae, Prorocentrales, Prorocentraceae.
AUGACCUCUGGGCGAACCACCAUCGGUUGGGACAAGAAUGGUGGGCUCAUCCUCCUUCAGUAUGAUGGUCACACGGGCGCCCCGUCUUGGGGCGCGACAAUGAAUGAGUUGGCCGACAAAAUGGUUAGCUUCGGUGCAGUCGAGGCGAUCAAUCUGGACGGCGGCGGCAGCACCCAGAUGUGGAAGAACGGCGUGCAGAUUGGCUACAGCUCAGACCGCGCCACUUACGGGGUGCUUGCCGGGACUUACGAGGUAGGUUGCCCCAUCGGCGAGGGAAAGGGCAAUUUGAGUGCCUUCGAGUGCGCGCGCAAGGUCAGCACCAUCAUCUGCAUCCACGAGGCCAAAGGAGGCGUCAUGUCGUUCCUCGCCCCCCAACAGGCGGGCUCGGGGGUCUCGGGGCUGUCGCUCGGCACCCUGGUCGUCGGAUUGUGCAUUGGCGCCGCCGUCGGCGCGGUCGCCCAUACAAUGUGGAGCAAGACAAAAGGUAAAGGCGCCGAGCUGAGCUAUGACGGCUCAGAGUGA